This is a messenger RNA of Linum trigynum, 1029 nucleotides long. Lineage: Eukaryota; Viridiplantae; Streptophyta; Magnoliopsida; Malpighiales; Linaceae. The record is from the annotation of a GenBank genome assembly.
UUCAUGGAAAAAGCCUCUGGUAAAUUCAUGGAGCUCGAGGAUGGCCAGAGAAACACACAGGCUAAAUUGCGGGAUAUCUAGACCCAUCUUGGGACAGGCUGUAGCCCAGAGGACUCCUGGUACUUUACCCGGUCAUACCAUUCCUCAUCCGCAGGACCCAAUGAGCACUGAAAGGCCAUUACUACCAGCAGUGGCAAAGUGACUGCUGACCCACCUGUCCAGGCAAAACAGGAGAGAGAGACACCUGCUUCAGCACUUCCAACUAAUAAAGAAGAAAUGGAGAAGGAGGUUGAGGUGCCUACUCCGAAGCCACAACCAGUGGUGAAGGAGUUUGUCCCGCAACUUCCCUUUCCUACUCAGUUGCACAAAGACCGACUAGAGACUGAGUUUGCCAAGUUCAUGGCAAUGCUGAAGCAGGUAAACAUCAGUAUGCCCUUCGUGGAGACAUUAUCCAAUAUGCCCGAAUAUGCUAAGUUCAUGAAGGACCUCCUCACCAACAAGAGGAAGCUUGGGGAGCUGUCGACGAUGAUGCUCAAUGAGGAGUUUUCUGCCAUCUUGCAGAACAAGCUACCAGAGAAGCGCAAAGACCCAGCGAGCUUCACUAUCCCUUGUAUGAUUGGUAGCUUGCAUGUAGGAAAGUCCUUGACGGAUUUAGGCGCUAGCAUAAACGUCAUGCCAUAUAAACUGUUUAAAAAGCUAGGCCUAGGUGAACCCAGUAAUACUAGGAUGAGCAUUCAACUUACUGAUAGAUCCAUUGUGCAUCCUAGGGGCAUUGUAGAUGACUUGAUAGUCCCUGUAAGGCAAUUCUCAUAUCCUGUUGAUUUUGUGAUUCUUGAUAUAAAUGAGGAUGUGGAUGUGCCUUUAAUAUUGGGUAGACCUUUUCUCGCCACUGCCAAGGCACUUAUUGAUGUGAAUGAUUGGAAGUUGAUUUUGAGGGCUGGGAUGAGCAAAUCACUUUCUCUGUUUCUGAUAAUAUGAAACACACCCCAGAUCCAUGAUGAUCUCGAUUACUGCGAUGUUAUUGGUGAU